This is a messenger RNA of Dromaius novaehollandiae (emu), 5709 nucleotides long. It is a transcript of the gene RECQL4, whose product is annotated as RecQ like helicase 4. The transcript is spliced from 25 exons. Gene Ontology annotation, cellular component: chromosome; cytoplasm; nucleus. The record is from RefSeq and is a predicted model, not a curated record. Gene Ontology annotation, biological process: DNA replication; telomere maintenance; double-strand break repair via homologous recombination. Gene Ontology annotation, molecular function: nucleic acid binding; 3'-5' DNA helicase activity; zinc ion binding. Bases 95 to 5305 code for a protein of 1736 amino acids. NCBI's taxonomy places the organism in Eukaryota, Metazoa, Chordata, Aves, Casuariiformes, Dromaiidae.
ACGCGCAAGAAGAGAAAUCCGGCAUUGACGCGGCGUUGAGUCACCCCGUGACUAGCUCCCGCUGAGCACCGCGCCGGGAACCAGCACCCCAAGGAUGGUUGUGAGGAGCAAACGGGGCGUUGAACCCCACGAGGACGAGCGUCACCACUUCCAUCUCCUGGAGAAGGAAGUAGCUGGCCCUCAUCUCCAGAAGGGAAGAGGCUUGGGAGAUCCCGCUCCGCGCCUCGUUCCCCCUGCUCCCCCCACAGCGGCCUCGCUGCUCUUCGGGCCAUCAACAACUCUGAGGAACAUCACACCAAGCGUGGGCCCAGACUUGGCAGAUGGGGCAGGAACCGGUCCCGCUCCCGGAGAGGAGGCCGGCGCCCAGCCCGCACCUGGAGCCGUGCUGGCGGUCCUGGAGCGCCUCGUCGAGGUAGGCCACCACGCCGAGGAGGACGGCCUGCACGCAGAGCUUGCUGGGCUUCUGGAGGAGCGCGCGGUCGCAGUGCCGGCAGGCGCGCAGCAGCUGCCGGAAGCUGAGGACGGGGAAGGGCCACGCGCGCACCAGGUCGUGCAGCACCAGCGUCCGGCCGUCCAGGAAGGCGGCCUUGAAGAGCACGGCGUAGAGCUCCCGGGGCAGGAGGUCCAGGGCGGCGCGGGCGGCCGCGUGGUGGCUCGCCAGCUUGCGGGCGCAGAGGAAGACGAGGGAGUGCAUGGCGGCUCGGCUGCGAGGGAGCAGCGCCUCCAGGCGAGGAGCCCCUCGCGCUGGGCCGAGCCGCUCCGCUCCCCCGGCGCCAUGGACCGCUGCCGGGAGGUCAAGGUCCUGCUGAAGCGGUGGGAGGCGGCGUUCCUGCGGGAGCAUCGGAGGAAACCAACCCAGACCGACAUCGAGGAGGCUCCGGAGGACACCAGAAAGCUCUACAAAGAAUAUAAAAUGCUGAAGCAACGCAGAGAGCAAUCAGAUCUUCCCCGGUCCAGCCCGCUCUGCCAGCCGCCAGCUAAGGAAACCCCGGCCGUGGAGCAGGUGCCGGACUCUGGUUGUUGGGGGACACAUCUGAACCGGCAGCCGAAGGCCCCCGGACUGAGCCCCCGCGUCCAGGACGCGCUGAAAGCCUCUGCGCAGUACUUCGGGAUGAAGCUGAAGUCGAACCUCGGGGCGGCCGUAAAGGAGAGGCCUCCGGCCCUGAGGAGGACCCUGACUCCGAGGAGGAAACCGGCUGUGCCCAAGCUGGAGAAGAGUUUGGAGAGCAGUGACAAGGGCCCGUCCCCAAACCUGGCGCUCGGGGAGGCUUUGAAGAGCAGUGCAGGAGGGGGAGCAGAUCGAGGUGAACUGGAAGAUCCCCUCCUCCCUCCCUCGGUAUCGGGGCUGGCCCCUAUCGUCCUCUCUGCCGGGGUGAAGCCCAGGCCGCAGGUGAACAAAUUCCAGCAGCUGAAGCAGACGGUGGCCCGGCGAUUGGGCUCCCUGGAUCCCGGCUGGCUGCAGAGGUGCCAGGGGGUGCCCGGACGCGAAGAGGCGAUGACGGGAGAAGAGAGCGUCUCUACCCCGAACAGCGAGGACCCAGAGCAGGGAGAACGAGGCCCUGCCUCGCAGCGGGACUCGCGCGUCCCUUCUCUCAACCCAGACAGUUGCACUGAAGCUCAGUGCCUGGAAGGGGGGAAUAUUCCCCCCCUGGAGAACUGUUUGCCGGAGAGCUGGAAGCAGGAGAAAAGGCGCGAGCCCUCGAAGGAGGGAGAACAUCGUGGCACAGUGCUGGAGAGCGGUGAGCCGACCGCCCCUGGGGGCGAUGAGCACCAAGCAGGAGGGCAGGGCAAGCAGGCUGGAAAAGGGAAGAGCGAUGGCCUGAGCUUGGCGCUUGAGGGCGGCCUGGGAUCGGCGAUCAAAGGGUGCGCAGGUAAAUCGGAAAGCGUCUCCGAAGUCGCCACUCAGGAGGGAGAGCGGGAAGAGGUUGGCAGGGCUCCCCCGGAGCAGGAAGGGGCCGUUGGCCAAACGGAGGAUGGACCCGCUCGGUCCAAGAAGGUCAGAGCCUCCAGGAGGAAGAGGCAACGAGAUGCUGGAGAAGACGGCGGGGCGGCCGGUCCGGGAGACAGCGCAGCUCCCGCGAAGCUCCGGCGGACGGCCAGGGCGGCGACAGGCUGCCGGGGCUCAGCUCGGAGAGCCAGCGGUGCCGUCAGCAGGCCGAAGCAGAGCGAAUACGACUGGGAAGGAGAGGACGAGGAACGCGCGGCAGCCCACGAGGAGGAAGGGAAGGAGGUGUCAGCACCCUCUGAAAACCUCUUGGGAGAGGCUGAGGACGACGGCAAGCCCAGACGCACCAGCAGACCCGUCGCUGCCAGGGCACCUCUGCGGAAAGAGGGCAACUUCGUCAAGCUUAACCUCAAGAAGAAAUCUCACGUUAGAGGUUACGUGUUGAAAGGAAAUCGCCUCCGCAAACAGGUGUGGAAGCAGAAGUGGCAGAAGAAAGGAGAGCAUUUUGGAGGAGGCAGCAGGUCCCUUGACAGAAGCUCGGACGUCUGCUUCAGAUGUGGCGGGACGGGGCACUGGGCGUCCGCGUGCAAGGGCCGAGGCCCAGCUGCUGCUAAUCCACUGCUGGAGGAGACCGGCCACGCGGCCGAAGAGGAGGCUCCCUUGCCCACGUUGGAAGAAGUGGCCCGGAUGACCAACACUGUGUACCGAGAGCUCUCCGCAGAGAGCAGAAGCAGCAGCCAGGAGGGGCACGAGGAGGUCUCGGAGGAGGCACCUUACCUGGAUGUGCAGAGGCCGGCGUAUGAGCCACCCGCUCCGCCGGCCCCCAUGGAGCCCCUUUACGGCCUGGGGCCAGACGGGAAGGUGGGAGAGACCCCCGAGGAGGUGUUUCAGGCUCUGUCGGAGCUGGGGUACAGCUCCUUCCGCCCAGGCCAGGAGGUGGCUGUCAUGAGGAUCCUCUCAGGCCUGUCCACGCUGGUCGUGCUGUCGACGGGGAUGGGGAAGUCCCUGUGCUACCAGCUCCCCGCCUACCUCUACCACAAGCGCUCCAAGUGCGUCACCUUGGUCGUCUCCCCGCUGGUGUCGCUGAUGGACGACCAGGUUUCGGGGCUGCCGCCGCGCCUGAAGGCUGUCUGCAUCCACUCCAACAUGAGCAAGGCGCAGCGGGAGGCGGCUGUGGAGAAGGUGAGGAAGGGCAAGGUGCACGUGCUGCUGCUGUCCCCCGAGGCCCUGGUGGGCGGAGGCGGCUCGGGGUCCAGCUGCCUGCCCUCCGCCGACCAGCUCCCCGCCGUGGCCUUCGCCUGCAUCGACGAGGCUCACUGCGUCUCCGAGUGGUCCCACAACUUCCGCCCGUGCUACCUGCGGCUCUGCAAGGUCCUCCGGGAUCGCCUGGGCGUGCGCUGCUUCCUGGGCCUCACAGCUACUGCCACCCUGGCCACGGCACAGGACGUGGCCCAGCACCUCGGGAUGCAGGAGGGCGAGGGAAUAGCCGUGCGCUCUGCCGCCGUGCCUCCGAACCUGCGCCUCUCUGUCUCGAUGGACAGGGAUAGAGAUCAGGCCCUGAUCUCCCUGCUGCGGGGGGAGCGGUUUGGGUGCCUGGACUCCAUAAUCGUGUACUGCACGCGCCGGGAGGAGACGGCUCGCAUCGCGGCGCUCAUCCGCACGUGCCUCCAAGGAACGGUGCUCAGGGAGUCCGCGGCAGCCGGGGAGCCAGGGCAGGAUGACAGCUCUGGGGAAAGGAAGAAAGCAAAGGCGAAGAAGAGCAUCCGCCGCCCUCUCAAGUGGGUCGCCGAUGCCUACCACGCUGGCUUGUCCGCUGCCGAGCGCCGCCGCGUCCAGAACAACUUCAUGUGUGGCCAGCUCCGAGUGGUGGUGGCCACGGUGGCCUUCGGCAUGGGGCUGGACAAGUCGGACGUGCGCGGCAUCGUGCACUACAACAUGCCCAAGAACUUUGAGAGCUACGUGCAGGAGAUCGGCCGGGCUGGGCGGGACGGCGAGCCGGCCCACUGCCACCUCUUCUUGGACCCGGAGGGCGGGGAUCUCCACGAACUGAGGCGACACAUCUACGGCGACACUGUGGACUUUUUCACCAUCAAGAAGCUAGUGCAGAAAGUUUUCUCUCGCUGCAAGUGCCUGGAGCUUCAUCGGAAACAGCAGGACGUCGCCGGGGUGAGGAAGGGGCCUCCCGCCUCGCUGGCCCUCCAGGGCGGGGAGGUGGACGAUGCCGAAAUGGCCGAGCUCUCGGAGGAGCAGGACGCCGGCGCGGCUCCGCGGGCCGCGGGGCAGAGCGCGGAGCAGCAGCAGCGGGUGUGUUACAAGCACGAGCGGGCCAUCCCCAUCCAGCAAACCGUGGAGUCUCUGGACGUCCGCGAGGAAGGUAUCGAGACGCUGCUGUGCUAUCUGGAGCUGCACCCGCGGCGCUGGCUCAAGCUGCUGCCCCCCACCUACUCCUCCUGCCGCGUGCUGUGCUACGGGGGCCCCCAGCAGCUCAGGGCCGCGGCGAGGAGCUCUCCCCCCAUCGCCGUGUUCCUGGCCCGCGAGCGCCUGGCGGGGAGGGACCACGGCCGCGCCAGCUCCGUGGAGUUCGACGUGGUCUCGCUGAGCGACUCCAUGGGCUGGGAGGUGACGCUCGUGAAGCGAGCCCUGCGCCAGCUCCAGUGGGACCCGCGGCUGCAGCAAGGCGGCCGCGGCACCGGGAAAAGCGGCGUCCUGGUGGAGUUCGGAGACCUCUCCUUCCACCUGCGCGCCUACGGUGACCUCGCAGACCAGGAGCUGGACUCCGUGUGCGACUUCCUCCACCAAAGGGUGGUGGCCCGGGAGAAGAUGGCUCUCGGCCAGCUCCGCGCCUGCUUCCAGGCCUUCCAGAGCGUGGCCUUCCGGACCUGUGACCCACAUCCCGAGCAUGCGGAGGAGGAGAGGAGCUCCCGCCUGAAGGCCCUGCUCAGGGACUACUUUGAGGAGAAACCCUCCGGAGAGCAGGCCGAGCCUGGCCGCGAGAGCGAUACCGAGGAAGAGGCCCUCAGCGAUGCCAAGCUCCGCGACUGGGAGAGCCAGAUCCGUUCGGACAUCCGGCACUUCCUCGCCAUCCGCCAGGACGAGAAGUUCUCCGGCAGAGCCAUCGCCAGGAUAUUUCACGGCAUCGCUCGGGGGCUGCUCGAUGCAUCAGCUCGGCCUUCCUUCGCCGCCUGCUCGCGGGGGCGACGGUCCCGGGCGCUGAAUGCGGGGGCUUCUCUCCGCGCAGGCAGCCCCUGCUACCCGGCGCAGGUCUACGGGCGCGACCGCCGCUUCUGGAGGAAAUACCUCCAUUUCGACUUCAAUAAACUCGCGCGCCUGGCCACGGAGGAGAUCCUCGGGAGCAGGUGAGGGCGCGGCGACGGACUGCAUCGCCCGCGGGACUGCGUCCGCCCGGAGCGGCCCACUCCUCUUCGCGCGCCGGAGGAAGGCAACCCUAGAUCCGCAGCCUGUGCGCGCCUGAUCGCUGGGGGGAGGGACCACCUCUUUGCCCCCUCUGUGAGGGAAAGGGGAGGAAGCAGGGUGCCGGCUGCAGCAGGGCUCGCUCCUGCCGCGGUGUGGGGCCGCCUGGACCCCUUUCCCUUCUCGCCUUCACCCCAGGAAGGGGCUGCCGGCGGUUUUGUACCCCAGCCGCCCCUGGUGCCUCAUGGUGAGCAGGGAUGGGGGGUGGCUGGCCCCCCUCGGCCCCUGGGGCCGCGGCUGCCCCCAGCGCUGCAUCUGGUUUUAUCAAGAAACGAAUAAACUGGGUAAAUGGC